Messenger RNA from Gryllus bimaculatus (two-spotted cricket), 426 nucleotides. The record is from the annotation of a GenBank genome assembly. NCBI's taxonomy places the organism in Eukaryota, Metazoa, Arthropoda, Insecta, Orthoptera, Gryllidae.
AUGGCUUUGGCGACGGAGAUGGCCAUUAAGGACGAGCGUGCUGAUGAUGAUGACAAUGAUGAUGAUGACGAUAGCGCGAUGGCGGUGGAGAUGAAAAUGACGACGAUGAACCUGCCCAAAAAAUCGACUUCUUGUCUACGCUCACAAGCGGAGGCGACGACAACAUCAGGUGAAGCAGCGGCGACGGCGACUGCGACAUCAGGAGAGGCAGCGGCGACAUCGGGUGAGCCAGUGGUGACAUCAGGUGAGGUAAUGGUGACAUCUGGUGAGCUAGCAGUGACAUCAGGAGAGGCAGCGGCGACAUCAGAAGAGACAGCGGCGACACCGACCGCGACUUCAGGAGAGACAGCGGCGACAUCAGGAGAAGCAGCGGUGACAUCGGGUGAGCCAGUGGUGACAUCAGGAGCGAAACAAGUGUACAAGUAA